This is a messenger RNA of Ceutorhynchus assimilis (cabbage seed weevil), 2440 nucleotides long. Lineage: Eukaryota; Metazoa; Arthropoda; Insecta; Coleoptera; Curculionidae. The record is from the annotation of a GenBank genome assembly.
UGUCAAUCCAAUCCAGUGGCACCCGACUGUUUUCACACGGGUGUUUUUAUUUUUAAUCCUCAAAAAUUUAUAAAAAUAUUAACAAAAAUUUUCUGGAAACUUAACAAAAUGCAUGCUAUAUUUAGAUCCACUGUUAAUUUACAGAAAAAAUUGUUCUUGAAACAAGGGGCUGCAUUGGUACAUUCCAGUUCUCAGAACAAUGCGAGAUGGCACCCGGACAGAGAAUAUUUCCAGUCGUUCAUGGGACCCGUUAUGUACCCAGAUGAAACAACUCAAAAUUGGGCCAUGCAACCUUGGUGCGGCGAUAAAGCCCCUAUUGAAAAACAGGUCAAAAAUGUAACUAUCAAUUUUGGACCACAACAUCCAGCUGCUCACGGAGUUUUGAGACUCGUUUUGGAACUCGAUGGAGAAAUUGUUAAAAGGUCAGAUCCUCAUAUUGGGCUUCUACAUCGUGGUACUGAAAAGUUGAUCGAGUACAAAACUUAUACUCAAGCUUUACCUUACUUUGAUAGAUUGGAUUAUGUAUCUAUGAUGUGUAAUGAGCAAUGCUACAGCUUGGCUAUUGAAAAAUUGCUCAAUAUUGACGUACCACUUAGGGCCAAAUAUAUCAGAGUUAUGUUUGCAGAAAUAACAAGAAUUUUGAAUCACAUAAUGGGUAUUUGUACUCAUGCUUUGGAUAUCGGUGCCCUAACUCCAUUCUUUUGGCUUUUCGAGGAACGUGAAAAAUUAAUGGAGUUCUACGAACGUGUUUCUGGAGCUAGAAUGCAUGCUGCCUAUGUGAGACCUGGAGGAGUCGCCCUUGAUUUGCCUUUAGGAUUAAUGGAUGAUAUUUACGAAUUUAUAUCGAAAUAUAAUGAGAGAUUGGAUGAAGUAGAAGAUUUACUGACAACUAACAGGCUGUGGGUUCAGAGAACAGAAGAUAUUGGCAUUGUCACUGCUGCUGAAGCUUUAAACUAUGGCUUCAGUGGUGUGAUGUUGAGAGGCUCAGGAAUCAAAUGGGACUUGAGAAAAUCUCAACCAUACGAUGCCUAUGAUUUAGUGGACUUUGAUGUGCCUAUUGGAACUAAAGGAGAUUGUUAUGACAGGUAUUUGUGCCGUUUAGAAGAAAUGCGUCAAUCUUUGAGAAUUAUUCAUCAGUGUUUGAAUCAAAUGCCUACAGGUGAAAUUAAGACGGACGAUGCUAAACUUACUCCACCUAGUAGAGCAGAAAUGAAGACAUCUAUGGAAGCUCUCAUUCACCACUUCAAGCUCUUUACUCAGGGUUACCAAGUGCCACCUGGCUCCACUUACACUGCAGUUGAGGCUCCUAAGGGAGAAUUUGGAGUCUAUCUUGUGUCUGAUGGUAGUUCAAAACCGUAUAGGUGUAAAAUCAAGGCUCCAGGAUUCGCCCAUUUGGCUGCACUUGAUAAAGUAGGUAAGAACCAUAUGUUGGCCGAUAUUGUGGCCAUCAUAGGAACCUUGGAUAUCGUAUUCGGUGAAGUGGAUCGAUAAAUGAGAUAGAAAUUAAUUAUAUUAAGAAAAAUCAUACUUUUCACUUAGAGAAAUUAAGGAAAUUUUGAUAAGUUAUUCAUUGUAAAUAGAUAAACUUUUUUUUGUUAAGUAAAAAAUAAAAACUUAAUUGGAUGCUAAAAACUCUUUAUUUCCACAAAACAAAAUACUUACAAACUCAUAACAUAAAUAACAAUGAAAAAAAAAUCGAAAAAACUACAUCUACUUGAAAAAAAUCAUAGAGAAAAAAUCUGGUUUGAGUAUACUUUGAUUAUUUUCAGCUAUUUUGUUGCCAUAACCAAAGACAAAGUUGAUAAUUUAAAGGAGCAGUCACUAAACUACUAUAAAUGAACGUUAUUCAUUUUCAUAAACAUCUUCAAAUACAAAAUCAUUUUGAUCAUCAAAGUCCUUAAGUUAUAAUAUGACAGUCUUCAUGUUUACAUUUUAAACUAACAAACUCUCACACCAGUGUACUGGGAAUAUUGUUUUUUUUGGACAAAACAGAACAUUAAACAGUACAAAAUUUAAAAUAUAUUUAGGACUCGUAAUAUUAUUGUCAAAAAUCGCCAAACAAAACUAUUUUUUCAUGAAAGCACUUUUACAAUCAAUGGUUUGACUAGAUACAUGUAAAUAUUUAUCAAGAUAAUAUGUAUUUAAAAAAUAUCUUUUAUUCUAGUUCACUAACAACAUCCAGUAAGUGUAAACGCCUUCCAAAACCUCUAAAAAUAUCAAAAUAGAGGAGUUGCCUUAAAAAUUUAGCGCGCAAAUUCCUAUAAUAUGUCAUACAACAUUUAUAUAAGUGUUCAGAAAUAUAUCACAGCAAUAACAUAAAUGCAGAAAAAAAAAUAGGACAAUCAAGAGAGUUUAAACUUCAAAAUGCUUAUAAAUAGCUGUAACGUAGGACAUCACUUGCUGCCAAUCAGGUCGUUCCAGCUGGAUCAUGUCGUUGAUA